Molecule: messenger RNA, 336 nt
Organism: Colletotrichum fioriniae
Lineage: Eukaryota; Fungi; Ascomycota; Sordariomycetes; Glomerellales; Glomerellaceae
Biological process (GO): cholesterol homeostasis; regulation of receptor recycling; cellular response to amino acid stimulus
Cellular component (GO): Ragulator complex; membrane raft; late endosome membrane
Source: RefSeq, a predicted model, not a curated record
AUGGAGGUGCAGCGAGAGACUGAGGCUCUGCAGCGAGUCGUAGCGAAAACAUCCGACAAUAUGGUCGACAUCUUCGAGAUUGCCCCGCAGGAUCACGCACAUCGCCCUGCGCCGACUACAUUUGCGUAUGCAGGGCAAGAAGCCCGCAUCGUGCGGUACCAGCACCUCCUUUCAAAGCUGGCGUCCAAGGACGACGCCCCAACCGGUGUUCAAGUGGACUGGCUUCCCCAGGAAGAUGACACGAUCGAAAUGCGACACGGCGUACCAGCAGUCAAGACUGAGUUGGACAAGCCCCUUGUCGGUACAUUCGCCGAUGCAGCAGCGGCAAUGGCUUGA